GCUUGCUCUAUAUAAAUGUUGAAUAGGGAUACUGUGAAGCUUAUCAAUAUUAAUAAUGAAUAUUUAUCGAAUACAUGUGAUCGCUAUGUUGUAGGCUACGCAGUGGGUGGUUCGAAUGGAGAGGUGAACACUUUGAGCCCAAGUGAGCGAAUUAGUUUGGUUGCUGCUGCGCGUAGGAGAGUUGCUGCCAACAAAAUUAUCAUUGGCGGAGCCACUGCUGAAUCUACAAGGCUGACAAUAGAGAUGUGCAAAGGCAUGAAUGAAGUCGGAGCCGAUGCGGUUCUGGUACUUUCUCCAUUCUACUUCAGAAGUAAAAUGACUGAAACAGCGAUUCGCAGACAUUUUGAGUCAGUAGCAGAUGAGAGCCCCGUGCCCGUAGUGAUCUACAACAACCCGUUUGUGUCCAAUAUUGACCUUUCUCUUGACACACUAGCUUGGUUGGCUAAUCAUGAGAACAUCCAAGGAGUCAAAGGAGGAGAUGUGAGGAAAAUGGGCUAUCUCUCCAUGAAGACGAAAAACAAAAACUUCGACAUCCUAAUCGCUUCAGCUGGCUACAUUCUACCUGCCCUGCAACUGGGUUGCUCCGGAGCGAUGGUUGGUCUCACUAAUGUAUUGGCAGGACCGGUCUCAGAGCUAUACACGCUGGUCAAACAGAACAAACUCGAAGAAGCCAAGGACCUUCAGAUGAGAAUCAUUCCUCCUGAUGUGCUUCUACUAGCAGAACUGGGAGUGCCAGGAGUCAAAGCAGCCAUGAACAUGGUUGGCUACGAAGGCGGAUAUUGUCGGGCCCCUCUGCAAGAAAUCUCCAACGACGCAAUCUUGAAAAUCGAACAGAUUUUGAAAGACAACGGCUUUCUCUAUGGAGAAGAGCCUCUGGAAACUCGUCGCAAGAUAUAAUUCGCUUGUCAUUUCAUUCUUCCUUGUCUAAACUUCUCAUUCUGCAAUAAUUCUAAUCUGAUAUCCCAUGCAUUAUUAGGUAUCUCAUCUUAAGCCACAUCCCUUCUCCAAGCAGAAUUUUUUAGAGGUCUUAAAUUUUGUAUUGCAACUUUCGUACAAAAUACAUUGACAACUAUUCGAUGAAGAUUUUAAUAAAACUCUGACUCCAUUGAA
Nilaparvata lugens (brown planthopper) is the source of this 1110-nucleotide messenger RNA. RefSeq names its product 4-hydroxy-2-oxoglutarate aldolase, mitochondrial. Gene Ontology annotation, molecular function: N-acetylneuraminate lyase activity; 4-hydroxy-tetrahydrodipicolinate synthase activity. The record is from RefSeq and is a predicted model, not a curated record. NCBI's taxonomy places the organism in Eukaryota, Metazoa, Arthropoda, Insecta, Hemiptera, Delphacidae. Gene Ontology annotation, biological process: N-acetylneuraminate catabolic process. The transcript has 6 exons. Bases 16 to 897 code for a protein of 293 amino acids.